Moneuplotes crassus is the source of this 404-nucleotide messenger RNA. NCBI's taxonomy places the organism in Eukaryota, Ciliophora, Spirotrichea, Euplotida, Euplotidae. The record is from the annotation of a GenBank genome assembly.
AUUUACAGAGAUAUUAAUCGCCAUGAUUAAGAAAGAAACAGGUACUGCAGUGAGGAGGUCUAGCCCUACUUCUUCAGAAGCAGACAUUCUUGUUGAAAAACAAAUGCAGAGGGAUAAUAACACUCAGAUAGGAGUACUAGCUCAAAACAUCUAUUCAAUAAAGAAACUAUCCAAAAAUAUCACCUCGACUCUUAAAGACGAGGAAAGCUUAAUGAAUGACCUUGAGGAUGGAUUCGGUAAGAGUGACACUAUGAUGAGUAAGACAAUGGGCAAGUUAGACCAGCUCAUGAACUCUAGCGGCGGCAAUGUCCUAUGUCUGACAAUUGCAUUUACUGUAUUCGUGCUUGUAUUACUCUGGAAAAUGACAUAGAGCUAAGUUUUCUCUCUUAAUAAAAUUUCAGUUA